AUGACCGAGAAAAACGCUGCGCAAACGGGCACGAGACCCGAACAACCCGGCAAUGGUACCUUAGGGAAUCUCAAGAACAAUAUGGCCGAGGGAGACGCUGUCAAACAGGACUCAAGCGCCAAAGACAACUCGCGAAAUUCUCCAGCGUCCAAAGGUGAAAACGCUGCCGCGGGGACUCACGCCAGCCCCAAGAAGCGUCGCAAGGUUAAUCAUGCAGAUGACGAAAGUGUGCAGAACAAUGACUUUUCGAACGUCCUUCAAAGUAUGACUAGCAAUGUCGAUGUCCCGGAUGCUGCCGGCCAGCAAAUCCUCCCUAAUGGGCUUCCAUCGUCGUCUGUGCAGCACGGCAGCCUCUCCUCCUCUUCAGGCCCAGGCCCCGGCGCAACUUCCCAGCCACUUCUCGGUUACAAUGAUUGGCUCGGUGGUCAAAGCCAAUUCCAGGAUAUGCACACUUUUCAUCCUUCGUACAUGUUCAAUGCUCCGGAGGUCACAAACGAGUAUAACCUUCUUGGUGACUUCCUGAGUAACAGCCUCUUGGAUGACGGAUCUAUGUUCCAGAACGAUGAUCUGCAGGGGAUUUAUUCUGACCCGACGUUGAUCAGUUCGAUGACAACACUCGGUGGGGGACCUAACGCGGCGCUACUCCAGCAAUCACAACCGCCACAUUUGGCCCAGAGCCAACCAUCUCAGGGCGAUUCACUCCAGGGUCCGACCAGUGGAGCGGUAAAUGAUAAAGCGCGUGAAACGUAUUACAUGACGGCAGCAGAUCCCUCCGGGUCUGACCCACCGGAAGAGCGAAUGAAUAAACUUCUCAAGGCUAAAUACGAUGCCGGCCUUCUCAGACCAUUUAACUAUGUAAAGGGCUACGCCAGGUUAAACCAAUAUAUGGAAAAGAAUCUACAGCAAGCCUCGCGCCAGAAGAUUCUCCGACAACUCGAUAAAUUCAGGCCCAAGUUUCGGGAGAGAAUGCAGAGUCUGACGGAUAUCGAACUCAUCCUUGUGGAGAUGUGGUUUGAGCGGAGUUUGAUGGAAUACGAUCGUGUCUUCGCUAGUAUGGCGAUUCCCGCUUGCUGCUGGAGACGUACGGGUGAGAUCUUUCGAGGCAACAAGGAGAUGGCAGAAUUGAUCGGAGUCCCAAUCGAAAGUCUAAGAGACGGCAAGCUAGCCAUUCAUGAAAUUAUUGUGGAAGAUCAGCUUAGAUAUCCCCACACGUUUGCCGUCAAGGCGCUUCAGCUUGAAAUUCUAAGCAGAGAGGGACACUCGAAUGGCAACAAGUAUCUUCAAAUAAUACGAGAUAUGCUUGAUAUACUGAAUCCCAACGAGACAGAGUUGAAAAUAGUGGUGUUCUUUCUCCAGAAAGCUCGAGAUCACGAGACCAGUUUCUAUGUGCAAGGACUACAGCGGCUUUUGGUCGAAAAGCUUGCUAAUUCCGAUCAACAAGAGUGGACUGAGCGGAUCUUCAUUCUCUUGGUCUGGACACUGACAAAUAAUCGUUUUCAUAUGCAGAACAGUAGCAGUAUUCUGUGUGAUACGAUGAAAAGGAUGGCCAAGUGUGGUCGAAGUCUCUUGAGCGAGGACGCAACAAAUGCUUGUCUGAUUCUCAUAUGGAAAUAUGUCGAUGUAGUGUCAUCUGAAGGCAAUCUUCCCGUUGCAGAACACUGGUGCUCCUUCGUACUAGAAGAAUCGAUGUUUCAAAUUUCAUCGGAAAAUAGAGCGAUUUUCAUCAGAAGAUAUAUAGCCUUCGCAUCGGAUAAUUCAAAUGCGUGCGCGGCGUACAAGCUGUUUGGCAAUAUGCCAAAUGAGUAUAGGAAAUGUCCUUCAGCACUAUACUUGAUAUACAAAGCGGCGUUGAAUGAUAGAGACUUCAGUCAGGGGCACUCUUAUCUCCAUUCGCUCUGUCAACUGGGCGCAACUGGCAGAACAUACCUCUUGCCAUGUGCAGCAGAAGCCCUUCGAUCUGGGCAAACACUGUUGGCAGCUGAAUGUCUCCGGCAUGUACUAGAUAAUUUAGAUGACAGCUUCCUGGAAGGAAAGUACAUUGCAAGCCUCUUCAUAGCUGCAGGCUGCCUGGUCUCUGCACAAUUAGGGGAAACGGGAAAGGUGAAAGAGGAUGAUGAGCUUUUAGCUCAGGUCAUACGUGUACUCGAAGCAGCAUACAAAAGUGGACAAAACACCGUGUUUUCGGACGUUGAACUUGAGUGGCUUUCGCAGAGGAGCUACAACAUCGCUGUUCAGGCACGCUCGUGCGAUUCCAGGCUAGUAGUACAGCUACUGGACCUCUCGAUACAGUUCACAGCCUUGCAGAGGAAGACUCCAACAUGCGAGAAGCAGUCCAAUCUUUGGCAACAUUAUCUGCACUGCGAUAUCAUCAAGGCUUUUAGACAACAACACUAUGAAAAUGCCCACAAAUUUGCCCAGCACUGCCGAACUUAUAUUCAAAGCCGACCACACCCGGAGAAUACGACUGAUGAAAACAGUGAAUGGCUCCAAAAGUAUCGAAGGAUCUUGUCAAUUGACCUAGAGUGCACUUUAUUCUUCAACCAAUGGGAUUGUGUGCCGUCCAUUAUUGAGGAGUCGAAGACCCUAAUCGAUGGUGAACUCAGUUCGAUAUUUCUUGAUUGUGUCCUUCGUUGCGGAGCUUCAGUAACACAUAUCGCCAAGGCUGUUGAGACAAUCGUACUGGUCCUCCGCACCAAUGCGUCCCCGUACCUAGAGGCCGCAACAGCCCGGGCCGUUCUUCCCCGCUACAUCCAUACCUUCUUCCAACUGUCCUUGGACGCAUCAGAAUACUGUCUCGCUGAGUCGGCCCUUGAUCAGGCUUUGGCUUCAGCUUGUGACCUUUGCGGUACGGCCUUGUGCUACCCAAGCGAUGAGAUUCAGUGGAUGGCGACGGUGGCAUUUAAUCGAGCGGUGGAUCUCUAUUUACUUUCUGAAAGCGGCGAAUGCCAGCGGUGGGCAGGGAAGGCCAUCAAACUGGCCGAUCUGGGCGAGAAGGACUGUAGGAUGUUGGGGAAGCUAUUGAGAGAGAAACUUCAGAAAUUGUCCUAG
Messenger RNA from Aspergillus bombycis, 3048 nucleotides. RefSeq names its product gluconeogenesis transcription factor RDS2 (gene acuM). Lineage: Eukaryota; Fungi; Ascomycota; Eurotiomycetes; Eurotiales; Aspergillaceae. The record is from RefSeq and is a predicted model, not a curated record. Gene Ontology annotation, molecular function: RNA polymerase II transcription regulatory region sequence-specific DNA binding. Gene Ontology annotation, biological process: meiotic cell cycle. Gene Ontology annotation, cellular component: nucleus. Bases 1 to 3048 code for a protein of 1015 amino acids. The transcript is spliced from 15 exons.